UACUAGGAUAAUGAUUAUCACAACACAUUUUUCAUGCUUCUUAUAGGCCGGUGUCUGUACAUUGACGAGUUGCUUUUCUGGUUAGAUAUUACAUUUGGACAACAUGGACGAUUUAGUUAUCGAUGGCAUAGGGACUAUUGAAGUUACAACCACAGACAUACCUGAUGCCCACGAGGAUACAAUGGUGCAACCCGUUGCAGAUGCAAUCCCCCAACGCUCUGAGCUAAGAGUUAAGCAUGCGCAACAGGACCACCCGGAGGGGGAUCAGUUAGGAGGAGCACUCGUUACAUAUAAACAUGACCAGGGAUAUUUCAUCCAUCGAUUUGAGGAAUUUGGCUUAUACAAAAAAUCUCUUUUAAGAGACUCUCUUCAUUUGAAGCAAAACGAUCAGCUGGUCGAGCUCAAUGAACAUGAUGUGAACACACUAGACCACGACACAGCGGUGAAGCUGUUUCUGAACUUAGAAAUUGGACAAGAUAACACGAUUCUGGCUGCCAAUUACCAAGUUUCUACAGAUUCACUACGGAAAAUAACAUUCACAUUAUAUGGCUUCACAACAGAAAAACCCGAAGAGGAGGAGGAGAAGCCGAUGGAUAUGAUACGGGUAGAGAAUGUUACACUAACGUCAAUGCAUUUAAGUAGUAAAGCCAAAGAUGAGGUGACUAUUGCAACAAAGAAGAAGCCACAUUUGUACCUAAAUAAAGACCUUUCAUUUACAUCACCCGGAAUUCCUGAAAAAGAUAAAACAGUACAUUUCAUAAGACAUCGCUCGCGGAAGUUUGUUAACAUGGCAGUAAUUAGAAACACAACUUUUCAACGAAAGGAUACUGGCUUCCUGGCUGUCGAUGAAAGAGAAAAUGUGACGCUGCUGCCCAACUCUCAUCCUAAUGUGAACUUCGACGCAAGUUUCAACAAUUGGGGUAAUUGGUAUAUCGAGUCCAAACGCUGUGGCUGUUUUCUUGCUGAACGCAACAGAAGGCUGGUUACCAUACCAAAAGACAUGGAUGGUCAGUUUAUCAUCAAAGCUGUCGACUGCCGGCAUUGUCUCUAGAUAUAUACAUUACGUCAUUACGGAAUGCUGUUUCGUGAAACAAACUAAUCCAAUCCUGACUGUUUUAUGCUGAUAAUGACCAAAAGGGAUAUAUAUAUAUUUAUAUUAUUGAUAUAAGAUAUGACUAGUUAAUGUGUUUGCUUUUUACUUUAAAUUUUCAUAUUGAUAUUAGAAGAUAAAGUUUACUUACUUACUUGGCUGCUGACAGGAUAUGCUAUUGCCUAAAUGUAAUACGAGCAAUGAUAACUAAUCAUAAACAUUAUUUUGCAAAUAAAAUUACCUUCAAUGCUUGAAAUAUGAACCAUUUCAUAUGUUUUUCACUUCACCUUAAUUGUGACCAAUGUUCACAAUCAAAUAAGUCUAAAGCAAUUAAGUUUACAUAGACUGAUUUGAUACGCCUGUGACCGAUUAAAAUUUUUUUUAAGUGUCACUUUGUUGAUUUGAUACUGUUCAUCCUUCUUUACACCGAAUUAACAUAUGGUCAAAUCAUGUCACCAAAGUCGCGUUGAAAAAUGGAUGGUUAACCACUGUGAUGGAUAAACUUGAUCGAAGUAAGACACAAAUUCUUGUUAUACUUACAUCCACUACAUCAUGUCAAGAUUGAUAGCCAUUAAAUAUUGCUGUACAAUACAGGUUAAAAUGUCUGAUAUAUUUUUGUAUAUUUCCUCAUCAUUGGGCUUGCUAUUUAAUGGCAUUUGAUUGCAGUUUUCUGAGAACAGGGUGCAUAUCCUUUUCCCCAGACUAGAAUCAUUGAAAGAAUCCUCCCCUACCUCAAGGCUGUGAUAACGAAUCUCCAACUCUACGGAUAAUAUUCUUGUUGUCUGGCCUGUGGCUCUGUCAAGUAUACGAUUGAAUUGUUGACAUAUGACGUCACUGUAAUGUUGUAGUGACGUAAUUGAAUGUUGACAUGUGACGUCACUGUAAUGUUAUAGUGAUGUAAUUGAAUUAAUAUCACGUGACGUUACUGUUAUGUUGUCGUGACGUGAUUGUAUUGUUUAUAUGCUACGUUAUUGUAAUGUUGACAUGACGCGAUUGUAUUGCUGACGUGUGACGUUACUCAAAGGUUGACGUGAUACGAGUAAAUUGCUGACAUAUGACAUUACUGUAAUUUUGUCGUGACGUGAUUGUAUUGUUGACAUGUGACGUUACUGUAAAGUUGUAGUGACGUAAUUGAAUUGUUGACAUGUGACGUCACUGUAAUGUUAUAGUGACGUAAUUAAAUUGUUGACAUAUGACGUCACUGUAAUGUUAAAGUGACGUAAUUGAAUUGUUGACAUGUGACGUUACUGUUAUCCUGAUGUGAUGUGUUUGAGUUGUUGACAUGUGACGUUACUGUAAUGUUGUCGUAACGUGAUUGGAUUGUUGACAUGUGACGUUACUUUAAAGUUGUAGUGACAUAAUUGAAUUAUUGACAUGUGACGUCACUGUAAUGUUGUCGUGACUUGAUUGGAUUAAUGAUACGUGACGUUACUGUUAUGUUGACAUGAUACGAGUAAAUUGUUACUGUAAUGCUGUAGUGAGGUGAUUCACAUGUUUGAGCAAAAUGUGAAUGACCGGAGAAAAUGUGAAUGAAGGGGGAUAAUGUGAUGCUAUGUUACCAUACCGUGAAACACAGCCCAAGAAUCCAUCAUUUCAGUAAACGUUCCGAACUUCCUUUCUAUGUUUUUUUUCUGUCUUUUGCAUCUUAAUUAUUAUUCUUGAGGUUAGCUUUUGACAAAUCAAUAAGACACUGUGUAUGUACGUGUUUCUAAUAUCAUAUUUCCUCAAUCAAAGGAAGAGGACGUGGCCUGAUUGUGACAUACCACAACGACUAACCCUGUGAUAAAUCAAAACAGGCUUACACAAACUGAAAGUUUUUUAUGUUCCUGAAGAUGAUGACCAAGUGUAAUAUAGAAACGAAAUGAGGAUUAAACACAAUAGCAAAGGCGAA
Molecule: messenger RNA, 2981 nt
Organism: Pecten maximus
Lineage: Eukaryota; Metazoa; Mollusca; Bivalvia; Pectinida; Pectinidae
Exons: 8
Coding region: 104-1051 (315 amino acids)
Molecular function (GO): protein binding
Source: RefSeq, a predicted model, not a curated record